Molecule: messenger RNA, 966 nt
Organism: Sorex araneus (European shrew)
Lineage: Eukaryota; Metazoa; Chordata; Mammalia; Eulipotyphla; Soricidae
Gene: PAX4
Product: paired box 4
Exons: 10
Coding region: 1-966 (321 amino acids)
Biological process (GO): regulation of transcription by RNA polymerase II; anatomical structure development
Molecular function (GO): DNA-binding transcription factor activity, RNA polymerase II-specific; RNA polymerase II cis-regulatory region sequence-specific DNA binding
Source: RefSeq, a predicted model, not a curated record
AUGCAGCAGGACGGGGUCAGCAGCGUGAAUCAGCUUGGGGGGCUUUUUGUGAAUGGGCGGCCCCUGCCCCUGGAUACGCGGCGGCAGAUCGUGCGGCUGGCGGUGGGCGGGAUGCGGCCCUGUGACAUCUCCCGGCGCCUGAAGGUAUCUAACGGCUGCGUGAGCAAGAUCCUGAGCCGUUACUACCGCACGGGUGUCCUGGAGCCCCAGGGGACUGGGGGCAGCAAGCCCCGCCUGGCCACCCCCGCUGUGGUGGCGCGAAUCGCUCAGCUGAAGGGCGAGCGCCCGGCCCUGUUCGCCUGGGAGAUCCAGCGGCAGCUCCGGGCCGAGGGGCUUUGCAGCCGGGACAAGACCCCCAGCGUCUCCUCCAUCAACCGAGUCCUGCGGGCGUUGCAGGAGGACCCCAGCCUGUCCUGGGCCCCGCUCAGGCCAGCAGCUGUCAUAGCUCCUGUUUCUAGUACUGUCCAUGAUGGCUCUGAGGUGGCCCGGGGUCCCCACCCAGGGACCGGCCACCGGAAUCGGACUGUCUUCUCUCCAGGCCAAGCUGAGGCGCUGGAGAAAGAGUUCCAGCGUGGCCAGUACCCUGACUCCGUGGUGCGUGGAAAACUCGCUGCUGCCACUUCUCUUCCUGAUGACACAGUGAGGGUCUGGUUUUCCAAUCGCAGAGCCAAAUGGCGCCGACAAGAGAAGCUCAAGUGGGAAAUGCAGCUCCCAGGUGCUCCCCAGGAUCUGGCUGUCCUGAGUGCUUCCCCAGGGAUUAGUGCUACACAGUGGUGCCUGGGCAGCUGCCCCUCAGUCACUCUGCCCACCCUGGAACCCUUGGGCCCUUCCUGCUCUCGGCUGUGCUGGGGCUCAACAGACAGGUGUCUGAGUGACACGGCACCCCAACCCCCUCUCAAAUCCUGCUGGGGUAACUGCCCCCUGCAGCCGAGCUCCCUGCACUGGCUACUACUUUGUCAUCCCUGA